Messenger RNA from Cooperia oncophora, 279 nucleotides. Lineage: Eukaryota; Metazoa; Nematoda; Chromadorea; Rhabditida; Trichostrongylidae. The record is from the annotation of a GenBank genome assembly.
AUGAUGCGGUUACUCAUCAAGCUUGCAGAUGAAUUUGGUGUGGCUGUCGUUAUAACGAAUCAGGUAGUGGCGCAAGUUGACGGAGGUGCUAUGUUCCAAGUGGAUGCGAAAAAGCCAAUUGGUGGAAAUAUUAUUGCUCAUAUGAGUACAACUCGGCUGGGACUGCGAAAAGGACGUGGUGAAACCCGAAUAUGCAAAGUCCAUCAGAGUCCCAGUUUACCUGAAGCAGAAGCCACGUUUGCCAUAACUGCUGGAGGUAUCGACGAUGCACCUGAGUAG